This is a messenger RNA of Corylus avellana, 2788 nucleotides long. RefSeq lists its product as uncharacterized. The record is from RefSeq and is a predicted model, not a curated record. Gene Ontology annotation, molecular function: carbohydrate binding; hydrolase activity, hydrolyzing O-glycosyl compounds. Gene Ontology annotation, biological process: carbohydrate metabolic process. NCBI's taxonomy places the organism in Eukaryota, Viridiplantae, Streptophyta, Magnoliopsida, Fagales, Betulaceae.
GACUUUCCUCCCUUUGGGGGUCCUAUUCAUUCAGGAUCUAGACAAAAAUUGUACACCCAAAUUUUAGAUUCAGAAUCUAUAAGUAAGACACAUGGGGCAUUUCUCUCUAUAAUCCCAACAUGGCAACCCUCAAAAUUACCAAAAAGCACCACAAACGCUUUAACAAUCCUUUCCCUUCAAACCCAUCAUCCCUCCCUUUCAUUGAAGGAACUCUGUUUUUCAAUUCCCAGAGAGUGCCUUCACACCAGGUCUUCUCAAUUGGGAAGGACUUCCAGCUUCUUUGGAGCUCCGACAAUGGUGGCUAUCUAUCAAUUUCUCAUCAAUCACGCCCUGAUCGACCCAUAUGGUCGACCAUCCCAGGCCAAGCCUUUGUGUCUGCAGCCUUGGCUGAAACAGAGGUGGAGGAGAGCAGGGGAUCCUUCGUUGUGAAAGAUGGAGAUGUUCAUUUGGUUUGUAAUCACCAAACCAUUGAGGAAAUAAGAGUGAUCAAUCAUUCUUUAGAAGCUAAAGAUCAAGAUUCUCCAUCUGGGUAUCUGGGAUCUGAGCAGAAAAAAGAUUUGAACGGAACCCAGUCCCCUGUUUUGCUAAUAACUGGUUCGAUUUUCAGCACGAAGAAAAAGAAAAAGCAGUUCCAGAAAGCUGGCAAUUACGCCGACACAAAAUUUGAGAAGAAGGAACCUUCUACUUCUGCACGGUAUUGGGUUUUGUUCGAUCAGAAAAACAGCAAUCAGAUUGGUUUCCAAGUGAUGCUUGGGCAGCCAAGCUUCAAGCUGCGCCAUAAAGCCCCGCCAGAAGCUUCAGGAAGAUACCAGGGGUUUAGGCGGAGGGUGGGAAGGUUAAGAAAAAGGAGGCUUGGUUUCUGUUUGUACUUCUCAAGGCCACGGGCGUAUGUGACAGUUUCUUCUGCAGAGGAGGAAACAGAAGAGAUGAAAGUUGCAGAAUCUGCGCAAUUCAACAGGGUCUGCUUGACAUAUUCAAGUGAAGGAAAUGAGAGAUUCUAUGGUUUUGGGGAGCAGUUCUCACACAUGGAUUUCAAAGGCAAAAGGGUACCUAUUUUUGUUCAAGAACAAGGCAUUGGAAGAGGGGAUCAACCUAUUACUCUUGCGGCCAACUUGGUUAGCUACAGGGCUGGGGGUGAUUGGAGUACAACUUAUGCUCCUUCUCCAUUCUAUAUGACAUCGAAAUUGCGGUCUCUUUAUCUUGAAGGAUAUGAUUAUUCGGUAUUCGAUCUAACAAGACAUGAUAGAGUUCAGAUUCAGAUACACGGGACUUCAGUUCAAGGACGGAUAUUGCAUGGGAAUUCACCUACCGAGCUCAUUGAACACUUCACAGAAACCAUUGGGAGGCCCCCUGAGCUUCCUGAGUGGAUAAUAUCUGGUGCUGUGGUUGGAAUGCAAGGUGGCACGGAAACCGUACGCCAUAUUUGGGAGAAACUAAGGACUUAUGAUGUUCCCAUUUCAGCAUUUUGGUUGCAGGAUUGGGUGGGGCAGAGGGAGACAUUGAUUGGAUCACAACUGUGGUGGAAUUGGGAAGUGGAUACAGAAAGGUACAAGGGAUGGCAACAACUAGUUCAAGAUCUUAGUGCUCGGCAUAUCAAAGUGAUGACAUACUGCAAUCCUUGUCUAGCUCCAACUCAUGAGAAGCCAAACAGAAGGAGAAACCUCUUUGAGGAGGCAAAGGAGUUGGACAUCUUGGUGAAAGACAAGCAUGGACAACCAUACAUGGUUCCAAAUACAGCUUUUGAUGUUGGAAUGUUGGAUUUGACACACCCAAAUACUGCUAGUUGGUUCAAACAGAUUUUACAAGAAAUGGUGGAUGAUGGAGUCAGAGGAUGGAUGGCUGAUUUUGGUGAAGGCCUGCCCGUGGAUGCCACCCUCUAUUCAGGUGAAGAUCCUAUUUCUGCACAUAACAGGUACCCUGAGCUAUGGGCCCAGAUAAACCGAGAAUUCGUGGAAGAAUGGAAAAGUAACUGUGUGGGUAAAUUAAAAGAUGACCCAACAGAGGCCCUAGUCUUCUUCAUGAGAGCUGGUUUCAGAAAUAGUCCUAAAUGGGGGAUGCUAUUUUGGGAAGGAGACCAAAUGGUAAGUUGGCAGGCGAAUGAUGGGAUAAAGAGUUCUGUUACUGGCCUACUGAGCAGUGGACUUUCAGGGUAUGCUUUCAACCACAGUGAUAUUGGAGGCUACUGUGCAGUAAACUUACCUUUUUUCAAGUACAAAAGAAGUGAAGAGUUGCUUUUGCGUUGGAUGGAGCUAAAUGCUUUCACCACUGUCUUCCGGACCCACGAAGGGAACAAACCGUCCAUCAAUAGCCAAUUCUACUCAAACCACCAGACUUUAUCACAAUUUGCUCGCUUUGCUAAAGUGUACAGAGCAUGGAAGUUUUACAGAAUCCAACUUGUAAAGGAAGCUGCUCAAAAAGGCCUGCCAGUUUGCCGCCACCUAUUUCUCCACUACCCAGAAGAUGAAAAUGUUCAUAGCUUGAGUUACCAACAGUUUUUGGUUGGUAAUGAGAUCCUAGUGGUGCCUGUCCUAGACAAAGGCAAGAAGAAUGUUAAGGUCUAUUUUCCACUGGGAGAAGGUAGUGAUUGGAAACAUAUCUGGACUGGGAAACUAUUUAGAGAACAAGGUUGUGAAGCUUGGGUAGAAGCUCCAAUUGGUUAUCCUGCCGUAUUUGUAAAGGCCGGCUCUGUUGUCGGAGAAACCUUUGUAAAAAAUUUGAAAGAUUUUGACAUUCUUUAACAUCGAAGUCCUCAAGGAGGGGGACAUUGUAAUGAUUUUCAAUUUGUUCA